AUGACAUUUGGAGCUGUUCUCAACACUUCAUUCAUGAUUAUAUUUUUUACCAGCAUUGAAAUUAGAAAAUCUAAAGAGUAAGAGCUGGGAUUAUUCUAAUGGAUUCGUUUAUGCGAUGAUUUUACUUGCAUCGGUAUUCAAUGGGUUCGGAUAAGGUAUAUCUCAGCUUAGUCCGGUACCUACAUCGCUCAAUGUGCAAACAGAGAAGACCAAGGCAGUUAUAAGAAUAGCUGGUUGCAUAUUACUCUUCUUUUUGAAAAGCCAGUUGUAUAACUUCAGCAUGACCAUCACUUUGUUAAGGAGGACAAGAAUUAAAUUGAUUUGAACGAGGGAGAGAAAGAAAAAGUAGAGGAGGUGAAAAGAGAAACUGAUAAUAAUAAACAAAAAGGGGAAGGCAAAGACAAUUAAGAACAGUUUAAGCUUUCUAUGCUGGUUAUGACUGAAGGGUAAUAAAGUUGCGGCAUUAUUAAUCUAGUUAUAAAUUUAAUAAUGCGAGCUGUUACCAUUACUUUCAUUGAAGUCUAUAAGUAUGGAGCUCUUUUAUUCGUAAUGUGCUUCUUCUGGGGUUUCCGAGACAAUGCAAUCAAUACUCACUCUUAUGAGAUUUUGGGUAUUGAAUACAAGAAUAACUCAGAUCCAUCCUCAUUUUAUAAUAUCCUGCAUUUUACCAUUAUGGUUACUGGACUUGGAUACAUCUUCUGUGGAAUGCCAUUCUUCUUUGACUUUUAUAAAAAACUAGACACUGAGACAGUGGAUAAUAACUUUGAGACAAGACCCAGAUAGAGAUGA
Molecule: messenger RNA, 789 nt
Organism: Stylonychia lemnae
Lineage: Eukaryota; Ciliophora; Spirotrichea; Sporadotrichida; Oxytrichidae
Source: the annotation of a GenBank genome assembly